Molecule: messenger RNA, 1632 nt
Organism: Chilo suppressalis (striped riceborer)
Lineage: Eukaryota; Metazoa; Arthropoda; Insecta; Lepidoptera; Crambidae
Source: the annotation of a GenBank genome assembly
GCCAACUUCACUGGCACACGACCAAUUACGCAGCGUAGGUGCACGGCUCUCAAAAUAUCUAACUUUACGUUCUGUUUGUUUAUUUAAACUCUCUUCAUUAAUUACCGUUAUCAAAAGGGGACUUGGAAAAGACUUAGUCUGGAAGAAAAGUGUGGAUGCACUCGUUUAACCUAUUUAGGUGUCUUCUUUGUGCAGUGUUAAGUGAAGUUUCAAUAACGUCAAGCUCAAGGAGCGUGGCAGAGGUAUUUCAUCUCAAGUCUCGGAUCAAUUAAUUUUAACUAAUAAAUACGUAAACAAUGACAAUGAGCUCAUCCAGGAUGCGCACAAACGUAAAACUGGCUAGACUGUUCUAUAAAUACUUGGACGAUCCCAACGAAUCUAAAGAACAACCCAAAGAUGUACCAUUAGCAUCAGCUGCAGACGAAAGCGCAGAUGCAACAGUCGCCAGUGAGGAAAAAAGUUACGAAUCAUACCCCCCCUUCAACUUCUCCUGGUUCGUCGAAAAGAAGAUAGCCGCAAUGGGUUGGCCUCAGACAGUGGAAAAUCUAAACUACUUAGCAGAUGUUGGGGUCGAUCAUUUGAUUACGCUAUCGCCAGAAAAGCUGCCACCGAUUUUGGAUUGCAAGAAGCGAAUGAAAUGGUCGGAAAUACGAAUAAAAGAGUUUGGCGCGCCGACGUUAAAGCAGAUCUUGAAGUUCAUAGAAAUAUGUGAAAGGGCGGAGAUCAGGGGAGAGGUGAUAGGCGUUCACUGCCGUCACGGUCGCGGGCGCACCGGCACCAUGUUGGCAUGUUACCUCGUGUACUUCCAGAACAUGGCCCCAGAGCGGGCCGUCCUCACAGUGCGAGUGCAGAGGCCUGGAUCAUGCGAAACAUAUGAACAAGAGAAAAUAGUGUGCCACUAUCAUGACUGCGUUCGUGGUACUAUCUCGAAGCCAGACUACCGCUUGGUUGAAGAUAAGCUGUACUUCGACUACUCAAUGAAACACAUGUACAGCGAUGACGAGGGCUCCAAUACCGAGGAAGAAAAGAAGACAGAAGAAAUUACAGCAGAAGACAGACUGAAGAAUGCUGUAGAACAGAAGAGAACGGAGAUCAAAGAUAGAGUAGACAUACUACAGUUGACCAAAAAGAAGAAAACUAAAGCGAUGGUGAUAAACCAUAAGAUUUAUUUUUAAUUUUUUUUUUUCAAUAAAACAAAAUGUUUUCUGUGUUAAAGUUACUUUUUAAUAGUAUAAAAUCUAAGUACCUACUUAUACAGAACUUUUUUUUGUAUUGCCAUUUGCACAUGAACAAAAAUUACGAAAAUAAAUUUCAACCUACCCAAACACCAAGUUAUUUUGAACAUCUAUGAAAUAUGAGCCUUAGUAUCAAUGUGCCAUUUUAUACAAAUCUAAAUAACAUAUAUACUGAUGUACUGUAUACAUCUUUAUCUACCAAAGCAUUUUAUUGUUUACAAAUGGAUUUAACAAGUUCGAAAUAAACAAGAGAAAACACACACAGUUUUGGUUUUUAAACAAAUAAUAAAUUUUAUAGAUAUUAACGGGAUUGCUACCAUGUACCUUGUUUUUUAUGAGUCUCCGAUAUUUCGGCACUGUUGCAAGCGCCAUGAUCACGGAGUAACUGAAGUAAUUG